CCCUUCCCGUUGUUUCUCCCCCCAUCCCAGGUGGCAGACUUUGGCCUGAGCAAAGUGUGCCGCGGCAGAGGGAGCGUCAACGGGCGCCGCUUCUCCUCCGCCUGCGGAUCCAGCUUCUUCAUGGCUCCGGAGGUUUGGGAAGGGCACUACACGGCCAAGGCCGACAUCUUCGCCCUCGGCAUCAUCUUCUGGGCCAUGGUGGAGAGGAUCACGUUCCGCGACGGGGACACCGAGAAGGAAUUGCUUGGAACUUACAUCUGCCAAGGCAAGGAGCUGAUCCCGCUGGGAGAAGCUCUGCUGGAGAAUCCCAACCUGAAGCUCCAAAUCCCUCUGAAGAACAAGAAAUCCAUGCCCGAGGAUCUCUGCAAGCUCCUGCAUCACAUGCUGGCUUUCAAUCCCAAGGAAAGGCUGGAUGCUUUCCAACUGGAAGUGCAGAUCCGGCACAUCUCCUACGGCAGGAAGCGCCAGCGUUCCGCCUCCUAGAGCGGCGGGAGGUGAGUCCGAGCUCCCGGCGAUUUUGGGGAAUCCCCUCCAGGCUUUUCCCAGGAGGAAAAGUUUUGAGAAACGUUUGGGGUGGAGCUUGAAGGAAUUUUUGGCGCCUUAAAAGGUGAGGAAAAAAGUUGGAAGUGAGGGGGAGAAUUCCCGUUUGUUUGUAGGCGUUCACACCGAACCGUGGUGUGGGGUCCUCGAAGUUUGUUUGUAUUUAUUGUAAAGAAAUAAAAACCACACAUUUUAUAA
Corvus hawaiiensis (hawaiian crow) is the source of this 738-nucleotide messenger RNA. RefSeq names its product serine/threonine-protein kinase pdik1l-like. Gene Ontology annotation, cellular component: autophagosome; cytoplasm. Gene Ontology annotation, biological process: autophagosome organization; protein autophosphorylation; peptidyl-serine phosphorylation. Gene Ontology annotation, molecular function: protein serine/threonine kinase activity; ATP binding. Lineage: Eukaryota; Metazoa; Chordata; Aves; Passeriformes; Corvidae. The record is from RefSeq and is a predicted model, not a curated record. The annotation marks the transcript as partial. The transcript has 2 exons.